Molecule: messenger RNA, 1995 nt
Organism: Polypterus senegalus (gray bichir)
Lineage: Eukaryota; Metazoa; Chordata; Cladistia; Polypteriformes; Polypteridae
Gene: pcbp4
Product: poly(rC) binding protein 4
Exons: 14
Coding region: 346-1629 (427 amino acids)
Biological process (GO): negative regulation of mRNA splicing, via spliceosome
Cellular component (GO): cytoplasm; nucleus
Molecular function (GO): mRNA binding
Source: RefSeq, a predicted model, not a curated record
CAACCACCACCCCCUCCCUCUCUCUGUAUAUUGUUACGGUGUGACAUCAGGAUUAUUUGUUACUGUAAAGCGUUUAACUGACAAUGUGGAGCGCAUCAGCCCGGGACUUAUAGAUAUAUCUACUGAACUGGAGCUGUCUUCGCUCUGCGUACUCGAACAGGAAUGUCGCAUGAACUCCUGGCCUGCUUUUAAUUGGUGCAGAUUUUUCAUAACAUCCAUUUGUUUGUGCGGGUUUUCCUAAGUACCCUGGUUGCCUCCCACACGGGGGCACAACAAGCUGUUUUGAAGUAAUCACCCCUGAACCAGUCUAGCGAGUGAGGAAUCGGGCUCCUCAGCUUUUUUUUCAUGCGUCUCCCUGCUUCAGACUCUCACACCAAAAUGAACUGUGAGCAGGACCUUCUAGAAGGGGGGCUUAAUGUCACCCUUACCCUCAGGCUCCUCAUGCAUGGAAAGGAGGUUGGCAGCAUUAUAGGAAAGAAAGGAGAAACGGUGAAAAGAAUUAGAGAAGAGAGCAGUGCACGCAUCAACAUCUCCGAGGGGUCUUGUCCGGAGCGAAUCAUCACAAUCACUGGAUCAACAGAUGCUGUUUUCAGAGCUUUCACCAUGAUCACACUCAAACUGCAAGAAGAUCUCAGUACACUGGUAUCUAAUGGCACAGUUACCAGUACACCACCAGUGACUCUGCGACUAGUCAUCCCUGCCAGUCAGUGUGGCUCAUUAAUCGGAAAAGGCGGCUCCAAGAUCAAAGAAAUCAGAGAGAGCACAGGCGCUCAAGUCCAAGUGGCCGGAGACUUGCUGCCUAACUCUACAGAGCGAGGAGUGACGAUAUCGGGAACACCAGAUGCCAUCAUACAAUGUGUUAAGCAGAUCUGCGCUGUCAUUCUGGAGUCACCACCUAAAGGAGCCACCAUUCCAUAUCGACCAAUUCCCACACAAGGACCACUUCUAAUUUCUGGCAAUCAGACCUACGCAUUACAGAGCCAUUACACCAUUCCACAUUCAGAGCUAGCCAAGCUCCAGCAGCUGUCCCUGCAACAAGGCACUCUAACUCCCAUGGGCCAGACGACUGCCGCUGUUCUUUCUGGUUUGGAAAGCAGUUCACAGACAACAUCUCAGGAACUUCUAAUUCCAAAUGAUCUGAUUGGAUCCAUUAUUGGCCGUCAGGGUAGUAAAAUCAAUGAAAUCCGGCAAGUGUCAGGAGCACAAAUCAAAAUCGGUAAUCAGUUGGAUGGCACAAGUGAUCGUCACGUUACCAUCACUGGAUCUCCCAUUAGCAUCAACCUGGCACAAUAUCUCAUUAUAUCUUGUUUAGAGACCGCCAAAUCCACUGCCCAGCCCUCCUCCAUUACGACCCCCGUUGACCUCAACAUGACCUUCACCCAGCCUGCCUCCCCUGCGUCCACUUCAGCUGCAGCGCUUGCGGCAAUGGGCGCUGUGCCCCAUGGUCAUGUGUUGGGCACCCCCUAUGCCCUUCCCCUCUCCAGUAUCCUUGGAGUGAAAUCCGUUCCCUUCCUUGCUCUCUCAGCACCCACCGCUGCCACCCACGGGUCUUUAACAUCCUACACGGCCAAAAUCUCCUCCACCAACGGGAUCAAGAAGCCAGAGAGACAAAAGUUCGCCCCCUACUGAUCGAGAGAAGGAAGGCAACCGUGUGUUUGUAUCCUAGAGAGUCCAGAACUGUAUGGAGGAAUGGCGACCUGUCAUUUUUUUGGUAGCACAUAUCUGGAGAAGGCAUGCGCAGUUUUCAAAGGCGACUUUUCUGCCCUGUUUUCAAGCACACAGGAGGAUGUUUGAACAAAUCUGCCAACAUCAGAGCCUGAAACCAACACCAAUGGAAUUUUUCUAGAAGUUUCAGAAUGUUCUAUUUAUUGCUUUUUUUUUUCUUGUAAAAAAAAAAAAAAAAAACUCAAAUAUUCUGUAUACUUGAUUAAUGUAGCUAAUUCUGUGUAUUUACAUGAAUAUUUUAAUAUAUAUAAAUAUACAUGAAAUGCUUAA